This is a messenger RNA of Rhipicephalus microplus (southern cattle tick), 4912 nucleotides long. RefSeq names its product cell adhesion molecule Dscam1. Gene Ontology annotation, biological process: homophilic cell-cell adhesion; synapse assembly. Lineage: Eukaryota; Metazoa; Arthropoda; Arachnida; Ixodida; Ixodidae. Gene Ontology annotation, cellular component: synapse. The record is from RefSeq and is a predicted model, not a curated record. Gene Ontology annotation, molecular function: protein binding.
UUGGCCCGUUCGCCACUGCCGCAAAAGAAACGCUGCCAAGAACAGCGCGCGUGCGUCGCGCGACCGCGUGCUCCGCAAAGACGCCGUUCCUUCCACACCUAAGAGGCGCUCUGCUCUUUUUUUUUUUUUUUUCUCGUCGUACGCAUACACGAAGAACACACUCACGUGUGCCUACACGAAGAUUCCAACGCACACCGCUCGUCAUGAGGCUCGCCUCGAUUCAGCUGUGCUGCCUUUUGGCUACGCUAUUCAUCCAGCCCGGCGACGCGGAAGACGUGGCUCCAGCAAUACAGCAAAUAAUCGCCUCCACCAAGGUGAACGCCGGCGAGAAGGCGACCGCGGCGUGCCUACUGAAGCGAGGUUCCGAGCCCCUGACGUUUCAGUGGCUGAGAAGCAGCGUGGACGCGUCGCUGUUGCCCCACGUGAGGGUGAUGCGCUUCGAGGACACCCUGCUGCUGGUCGUGGACCCCGCCAGCGCGGAGUCCUCGGGAAACUACGCCUGCGCAGCGAGAAACGCGUUCGGAAGCGACGUCCAGACGGUGCACAUCGAGGUGUCAGUUCCACCGGAAUGGAAGAAAGUUCCCGGGGACACUGAAGUCCGGGAGGGCUACAACAGGAGCUUCCAGUGCAUCGCGUUCGGCUCCCCAAAGCCAAAUGUCACGUGGUCCAAAAAGGAAGAAUCACGCGAUGGCUGGACGAAAAUGAGGGCGGAUUCCAGGAUCUCGUUCGAAGGUUCGACCAUGACCAUCGUGGACAUCCAGCUUUCGGACACUGGCACGUACUCCUGCGUCGCAAGUAACGGCGUUGGACCGGGAAUCACGGCUACAUUCCGACUCCGCGUCAACGUGCCCGCGAGAUUCGAAGAGAAGUCGACCGUGGUGACGGCGAGACGGACCGAGGUGACCCGGAUGAAGUGCCAGGCCACGGGUGACCAGCCUCUCUCCAUCGCCUGGUCAAAGGGCAGCGUCAAGCUGGACAAGAGAACCAGCGCCCGGUACGAGGUGUUCGAAACCUUGACUCCCGACGGUCUCAUCUCGGAGCUUGUUAUCCGGGACACGGACCGCAGCGACGGCGCCCUCUACACCUGCCACGCGCAAAACAAGUACGGCAAGGACGACCGCAAGGUCAAGCUCAUCGUUCAAGAGGUCCCAGGUCCUCCACAGGAUGUGCGCCUAAAGGACGUCUGGAGCCGGUCGGCCAGCGUGUCCUGGUCGCCAUCGUACAGUGGCAACAGCCCCAUCUCAAAGUACAUUGUCCAGUACUGGCGAGACCACGGCACCGCGCACAGGUUGCACGAACUGGAGGUGAUCGGCUCGCUGACGUACACCAUGGUGCGCGACCUGCUUCCAGGCACCGCCUACGUCCUCAACCUCGUCGCCGAGAACGCCAUCGGCCGCGGCGAACCAUCAAGAACCGUCGUCUUCCACACCGGCGAAGAAGAGCCGGAAGCAGCUCCUGUCGAUAUCCUUGUGGAGAUGAAGGGGCCCUCGACUGUGUACAUAUCUUGGAAGGCACCACCGAGGGAGCACUGGAACGGUCACCUGCUGGGCUACUACAUCGGCUACCGGCCCAGGGACACGGAGUCGCAGUUCUCGUACCGGCGCGUGGAGGCAUCGGCGAACAACGCCAGCCACGAGUACCUGCUCGGAGGACUGCAGCGAGGCACCGAGUACACGCUCGUGCUCAAGGCGUACAACGGCGCCGGGUCCGGACCGGCCUCGCAGGAGAAGACUGUGCGCACCAUGGACGGAGAUGUCCCCGAAGCACCGAGGCUAUUCGUGACGGGAGUCACCGCCGACACCAUGACGCUCCGGUGGGUCACCAGGUCCAGCAGCGACGUUACCGGUUUCAACAUCCACUACCGGCAAGAAGGCGGCACGUGGCUGGAACUCCCGAUCGUGAACACGGCCAACAACACGUACACGCUGACCAACCUGCAUCCGGGUUACGUGUACCAAGUGUACGUGACAGCAUCCAACGUGCUUGGACGUGGGGAUCCAAGCGUCAUACUUCUGGUUAGGACAGAGAGAUCUGCGUCGGGACACGAAAGCUCAGCCAUAGAGAACAAGCAGGCGGAUGACGAGGUGCCCAUCUACAUGGACAUGGCGAUCAUUAUCCCGGCGGGCGCCAUCCUACUGGCCGUGCUCGUCAUACUCUUCAGCACGUGCAUCUGCAUCCGAAAGAUGAAGAGCACGCCCAGACCAGUACCUGAGAUAAUGAGGUACGACCCAGCUACUCUGAAUACUGGGACCAUGAUGUCUCAAAGGUACGUGGAGAUGGAGAAGAUGUCCGAGCAGGACGUCCCAUUCGCCACUCCCUACGAAGGAGGCACCAUGCGAAACGGGACUGAGCUGCGGGGAACACUCAAGGAACGCCAAGAGAUGAAGACCUACGUGCCCAAGAACCCGAUGAAGGACCGGCCGCUUCCUCAUCCGGAACACUCUCCGCUGCGGAUGGACGAAACUUACUACGACAGCGCGCAGUGAUCGUCUCCCCGACGCGACGACAAGGGACCCGAAAUAGACGCGGUCCCCUCCUGCUCGAACAAGCACGACAAACUGCGGGUCAGAGACGCGUGAUCAAGACGUCUCCCCGAAGUCGCCGUCAAUGAGCUCCGUGAUGACAAACGCCGGACCUCGACCUUCUUGGUGCGUGCAAGGAGGCGACAACGCGACCAGAGAUCGGGGCUACAGCCCGUGGUGGCGCUGGCCCUCGUGCUCAAGAGACGUGCAAGCUGAAUGGGCACGUCUAAUGUGUUUGUGUGUGUGUGCGUGUGUGCGUGCAUGCGGAGAAAACACAGCGUCGUCCCAGAGUGGCAAACUUAUCUUCGCCUCGUGUGGAACAGCGCGUGUGCUUCCGCUCUCAGUCCCUUCGCCGUAUGUCCUACAAAGUGGCACCUUGAAUGCUCCCCAUCUUCCCUCCCCCAUUUUUGGCACGGGAUCGGCGGUGUGCUGUGCCGCGUCUGGCAUGCGGUAUAUAGGUUGUCGAGGAAGUGUAGCAACUGGUACGCGAACAUUAACGGUUCAGUUACAAAUGGUAAAUUACUUGACCUUUAGGAAAGAUCAUGUUCCUACUUUGGCUGGGUAGAAACACUUCGUUCCGUACUGAUGUCCCAAGGUGUAAACGUGUAUCUGCUUCUAGAAUGAUGAUGCGGCGAUAUCAUUGACGGGCGGUUCACAAAUGUAUCCUUAUAUUGCUACUAAUUAGCUUUCACUGGACGUUGUGUCUCGUCUGCGAAGCAAAGAAUUACGCUGGAGCCAACGCUCUGGUAACAGAACUUUUCUAUGUCUGACAUGAUCUUCAGUGACUCAGCCAUCGUCCCGACAAAGAUUGAUCUCAUUGCCGGAACACUAUAUACAGUGCCAUUCCCUGUUCGAGUCGCUGCUGCUGCUCGCUUGAAGCUCCAAUAUUCCGGCAAAGGUCUCUCCUGAUCGUUUUCUAGCUACAUUGAUAUUUCAGACUAGCCGGAAAGUUAAUUUUAAUCUAAGAUCUGCAUACUACACUACGGUAGUUUGUUCAUUUGUAUUUGUUGUUUUUUACCUACAUUGGAGACAUCGUUUAGGACAUCGAGUAACUCACCUGUAACGGCCGUUAUUCUUGACAGCUAUUCCAUUAAUAACUGACCCCAGCAUCCUGUAUGACCACUCACCCAAAACAAACUCUUGGCGCUCAUUUGAUUCGCUAAUUGCCACAAAAUGUACUUAUCGCAAAUAAUUUAAGCCACGAAUGGCAGGGAGAGGCGAAAUGAAACUAAACCUAUCAAGAAGAACCAAAAUAGUCCUAAGGUGAAAGCAUCGAAGGCCACGGCCACGACGCAUCUAUGAAACUAGAGGCCCCGAUCUCGGGAUAUCAUUGCCCGCCCCCCACGACGCUCAAUGUACUGAACAACGACAGCGCUAACUCCUGUUCAAGGCUCAAUUUCGGGCAAAGCAGUAGACAAAGCCAUCUAACCGGAUGACGUUAGCUGAUGCCAAAUAUUAAUGCACCGAACUCAACAGCAAGUCAUCUUUUAGGAUAUGCGGCACAUGACCUGCAUAAGACGCCCAUUUCGGAUCCUAGUAUCACGUGCUCAGUCUAUAGGUCUAUAUUUGCACAUAGUUCUCAACGGGAGAACACAUUCGGCGAUGCCUAAGUCUUAUAGAUAACAUUUGUUUGACUCGGACCUCAAAUCCCAGCAAACGAAAAGAGCUCUCGUUUUGACCCUCUAUAGAACGGAAGAGAGGCCGAACAUUUUCAUGCCACUUCACUCUUUCAAAAUCAAAAAAAAAAAUAUUCCCCUAUAAGCUUGCACUAGCAAAUUGCAAUGUCUACUCAGCCCUUCGGCGCUCAAAUUUUUUAAGCAGGCCAAAAAGCUUCUUUCAUUUCAGCCACCUCGGUGCCGCCGUCUCGUGAAAAGACACCACCAAAAACCUCCUCACAGCGUUCCGAGACCCGCAAUAAUGCAGCUGUUAUCUAAAUUAGCUAAAGACGUUUAGGCGUGCCCCAUGAUGCUGCACCCUAUUACCAGCUUGGAAUUAUGUCGCACAGACCAAUGCUCAUACAUUCUUUCAGAUAUGCGAGAAAUCGCGAUGGCUUGCUCCAGCGGCACAUCGCAGAGAGAUGAGUGAGGCGCUGUAUAACAGUUGAUAGUUCACCGUUACUAGUCCUCACGCAGAAGGCCUAUCCGCCUAUGCGUGACUUGAGGACUGGACCUGAGGAGUGGUUAUGCGAGUUUUAUAAGCAGCGCAAACUUUGCUCUCGGAAUGACACGGAGCAUGCGCACACAACCAAACUCAACAUGAACUUUUUUUCCACGAAGCGAUGUUGGUUAGUGCACGCAAAGCUUAACCAACGCCUCCUCUAGAAAGAUGCCUGAGGAAUGGCUCGCGCUCCCGGCGGAGUUGGCCUGCCUUCAGUUUUAAACAAGCUCCGC